CUGGGCCAGCUCAGGUGUGUAUGUGUCCGUGAGUGUGUGCGUGUGUGUGCGUGUGCAUGUGUGUGUGUGUGUGUGUGUGUGUGUGUGUGUGAGUGCCAGUGGCUCCAGUCCCUGACCAAGCCCACCCCCUCCUCCUGGGCCCUAUAUUCCCACCAUGUGUAGCCCUCUCAUCUGCCCUGGAGCCUGUACAGCCACGCCACGCCGCCGUCCCCGAGAGCUCUAGAGAGCUGGUCACUAACUUUGCAGACGGAUGAGCUCCCAGCAGCCAGAGGAGACCGGGGCUGUCAACGCUGCCCCCUGUCCUGCGAGCUCAGACCCCCUCGCAGGGUCUUCCUAGGCUCUGGACUGGAACCCUGACCAUGGGACCUUGAAGUGGCUCUCACCUCCUCAGCUCAGUGGCAGACCCCACGCCCCCAGGCCCUUCCUGCCCCUCCCACAACCAGCUUGGAGGCUCCCGGAGGGAGGGGUGGGGAGGGGAUCCUGAUCUCGCCGGGCAGGGGGCCUCCAUCAUGAUGCUCAACUCAGACGCGGUGGACCUCGACCUGCCUCCCACCCACUCCGAGACCGAGUCGGGCUUCAGCGACUGUGGGGGCGGGGCGGGCCCCGACGGGGCGGGGCCUGGGGGUCCCGGAGGGGGCCAGGCCCGGGGCCUGGAGCCCGGAGAGCCCGGCCGGAAAGACCUCCAGCACCUGAGCCGGGAGGAGCGGCGGCGGCGGCGCCGGGCCACGGCCAAGUACCGCACGGCCCACGCCACGCGGGAGCGAAUCCGCGUGGAAGCCUUCAACCUGGCCUUCGCCGAGCUGCGCAAGCUGCUGCCCACGCUGCCCCCCGACAAGAAGCUGUCCAAGAUCGAGAUCCUGCGUCUGGCCAUCUGCUACAUCUCCUACCUGAACCACGUGCUGGACGUCUGAUGGGGCUGCCUCGGCCUGGCUGGGGUCCCCCCCUCCCCCCCAGCUCCCCGCAGGGCCCCCGGGGCGGGGGGGGGAGGGGCAGGGAGGCAGGGUGCCCUCGGGCUGGGUGGCUGGGGCUGGCUGGCAGGCUGGCGGGGGGCCACCUUCUCCUGCCGACCUCCCCCCCCCCCAGGGCGAUUCUCGUGCGCCUCCCACGGCUUGUGGUUGGGGCCCAGCCGGUCAGAAACGUUCGCCAGGGUGUUCGGUACACAGUCCUUGGCUGGCUUUCCUAGGCGGCCGCCCUUGGCCGCUCCCCCCUAGCUCUCCCCUGGGCCGCUGCCUCUUCCUCACACCGUCCGCUUGCCUGUCCCUCCCCUUGUUUCUGCCCCGCUUCCUCCGCUCUUCCAGGGCCACUCUUACGACCACAUUUCUGGAGACCCCAGACCCCGUCUCUGUCUCCCAUCCCCUUUCCAGCCUCGCCUGCCCUGGGGUGGGGAGGGGGCACCCAUACAGGAAGGGGGAAGGCUGGGCUCCGAGUGGGGUGGGCUUCUACCCCAGAGAUCUCAGCCCGGGGGACGCUGGGCCUCCGGAGAUACUCCUGCCCGGGGAAUCUUGGCCGCCGAGAAUGAUGGGAAAACUCUCUUGCCCCUGAGGCUUAGCACAUGCAGACCUCGGAUCUGACUCGGUAGUGAGUGCCUUGCCCUCUCUGAGCUAUUUGGCCCCCUCCCUGCCCCCUCCCGCCCACCGUCCCAAUUUUCUCCCUCCCUGCGUGCAGCUGGAGAAAGGGAGACCCGGAUCCUGGAGGAGGGGCUGAACCCCCAGAAUCAGCAGAGGGCGGGGGGGGGGGGGGGGUGAGCCAGAUCCACAUCUGCUUCCUCCACCCCAGCACGCUGGGAAAAUGUGAAAACCCACAGCGCUUCCUGCCUCAGAUGCAGGGGGGGUUGGGGGGGAGGGAAUGUUCUAUUACUGCCCUCCGGAAAUGCUCUGCCGUCUGGGACCUAGGGCCAGUUCGUUAUAUAUAUUUUUUUCUCCUCCCUUAAGCUUGCCUUCGGCAAGGGAAGACACCCCCUCCCCAUCCUGCUCCACCCACCCCCAGCAGGCUCUCCGCACCCCCUCGCACCCCCUCCAGUGUUACUGAGUGCCGCCCAGGGUCGGAAUGAAGGGCCAGAGGGCCCGAGUAGAAGUGAGCUCACUGCCUUUCCCGUGCUCCCUCCUCCCCCACACCAGACUCCGUGCUCUACAAGGAUAUUAUUUAUUUACGUAUUUAUUUAUUUAUUCAUCUAUUUAUUUACUUAUUUAUUUAUAAAUAUUACUAUUUAUUGCCGAGUUGUGCACUUUGGGGUAGAGUGAGGGGGCUCCUGGCAGCCCCGGCCGGGUCUCUCUUGCUUCCUCCCUGGUUACUCCUUCCCCUUUGUUCCUCCUCUGCAACCCCAGGUGUGUAUGGGCAUCCUGUCUGCUCACCCCACCCAUAUCCCUUCCUCAGAUCCAUCUGUCCAGACACCCCAGUCCUCUGGGAUGGUGCCCUUCCCCCAGCUCCAGGGCUCCUGGACCCUUCCAUAGUUCCCUCCACCCCCGGACAGUCCCGCCCCAGUCCUGCCUGCCUCUCUUCUCCCUCUAGCCCUCUCCCAUGACCCUUCACUUCUUCCUGAUCCCCUCCAACAACGGGCCCCCAGGGUCUGUGUCCUGCAUCCUGUGCGUGAUCCCCUCCCGUUGCAUUUGUGAUUUCAUGCGAAGAGAAAAAUUAAAGUGACCUCGUUCCAGCA
Molecule: messenger RNA, 2653 nt
Organism: Felis catus (domestic cat)
Lineage: Eukaryota; Metazoa; Chordata; Mammalia; Carnivora; Felidae
Gene: NHLH1
Product: nescient helix-loop-helix 1
Exons: 2
Coding region: 510-911 (133 amino acids)
Biological process (GO): regulation of transcription by RNA polymerase II
Molecular function (GO): DNA-binding transcription factor activity, RNA polymerase II-specific; RNA polymerase II cis-regulatory region sequence-specific DNA binding; protein dimerization activity
Source: RefSeq, a predicted model, not a curated record